ACACAUGUCUAAUUAAAGUAUUGAUUAUUUCAGGUAGCAACAAUGGCAGUUGUUAAAAAUCUGCUUUUGGAAACUCUGAAUGAUUUGAAAAACGAGGAUCUUCAGAAUUUCAAGCAGACCCUGGAUUUAAUUGUCGACAAGAAGAAGCCAAGAUAUUUUCCAUUGAUUUGGAGUCCCUCAGCAGGCAGAGCACAAACAGUGGAACAGAUGAUGGAGAUCUUCGGCCAACAGUGUCUCGAGAUAACCGUGGAGGUUUUGAAGGACAUUAACAGGACUGAUCUGAGGCAGAGGUUGACAAAGCCCUGCUUCGAACUCAAAGAGAUGUACUCUGUGGAUGAACAUCGACCUGCACAGUCCGAGGGAGCUCAAAUUGCAGCAGUGAAACCAAUCCUUUUUAAAGCUCUUGUGUUUAUGAGUGACGAUGAGCUGCACAGAUUUCAGUGGUAUCUGCAGUUCACGUACUUCCAGAAGAGAAUAUCCUGCAUCUUUCAUGGAUAUUCAAAUUGGGCAGAAAGUGCACUCCAGCUAGUGGAUCAGAUGGUGGAGACCUGUGGUCCGCAGUCUGUGGAGGUGACCAGGGAGGUUUUAAUGGACCUGGACAGAACUGAUCUAGUGGAGAGAUUAUCAAAGCCUAUCUUAAGACCCAAAGCGCUGGAGCACUUGAGGUUCGAGACCCUGAAAGGUUCUCGAACCAGCCACCUCCGAGCCCACCUGCAGCCCUUAGGGGUGGAGUACUCAAAAUCCAAGGGCUCUCCCAUCGACCUACUUCAUCAUCAAGCUACCUCAUCGUUACUCGGCCCACCUCCCAAGCGCCUAAAGUCCUCCUCCAUGAGAUUCCCCUACCUGGGCAGCUCCCUGCUGGCUCUGCAGCCCA
Messenger RNA from Notothenia coriiceps (black rockcod), 874 nucleotides. RefSeq lists its product as uncharacterized. NCBI's taxonomy places the organism in Eukaryota, Metazoa, Chordata, Actinopteri, Perciformes, Nototheniidae. The record is from RefSeq and is a predicted model, not a curated record. The annotation marks the transcript as partial. The transcript has 4 exons.